Ustilago hordei is the source of this 1158-nucleotide messenger RNA. RefSeq lists its product as uncharacterized. Lineage: Eukaryota; Fungi; Basidiomycota; Ustilaginomycetes; Ustilaginales; Ustilaginaceae. Gene Ontology annotation, biological process: cardiolipin biosynthetic process. Gene Ontology annotation, cellular component: mitochondrion; membrane. Gene Ontology annotation, molecular function: cardiolipin synthase activity. The record is from RefSeq and is a predicted model, not a curated record. The transcript has a single exon. Bases 1 to 1158 code for a protein of 385 amino acids.
AUGACGUUCAAUGUCGGCCUUCGGUGGUCGUCACGACAGGCAGCAACAGCAGCUGCACGGACGUCCUCGAUUCCGCUCCUCAAGCUGCCUUCCAGCUGUCAUCCCCCGCUACUAUUCACGAGACUAUCCUCGAGCACCUCAUUACGGCCAUUCUCACUCAAUGCAUCAUCAGCAAGACCACUAUUCACUCCCGGUCUGCAACAACCACAUGCUCUCUUGAAACCCUUCCCCGAUCCUUCGCUACGCGCAACUUGCCUCCUAGCUGUACGCAACUUCACAUCAACCUCCCUCAUCCGCUCCCAACCGACCCCAUCCACACCACCACAACCCUCCACCCCCUCCUCGCCGAACCCGAAACAACCUCUGUCAGAAGACAUUCUAACCAUCCCCAACCUCUUAACAAUGCUUCGCCUCGCCGUAACCCCUUACAUUGGCUACCUUGUCGCCACCCACCAUUUCGUCCCCGCCGUAACCCUUCUCUUCUUCGCCUCUCUCACCGAUCUUCUUGAUGGCUAUAUCGCCCGUCGUACAGGGAAAUAUACUGUAUUCGGCUCCAUCGCUGACCCAGCCGCUGACAAAGCUUUAGUCACAACCAUGGUCAUCUCUUUGGCCAUGUCAGGGAUACUACCCUGGACUGUAGCUUCUAUUAUUCUCGGGAGGGAUAUAGCUUUGGUCAUCUCAGCUUUCAUUAUCAGGUAUUGGACUUUGGAGCCGCCGAAAACGUUGGCAAGGUACUUUAAUCCAAGUUUGCCAUCGGCUACUGUGACGCCGACGCAGAUUAGCAAGUACAAUACAUUUUUGCAGUUGUUAUUGCUGGGACUUUUGACAUUGUAUCCGAUUUUGUUCCCUAACCAGCCAAGCCCAGGACUGAGCUUUUCGAACGGGGUUGAUGUGGAGAAGAGAGUGAAAGCGGGAAGCGAAGCAGAAUCGCCAAUGGUAGAAGAGACGAGAAAACAGCUCGCAGAGAAGGGAUCCUUGGGGCAGCAAGCGAAACGAUGGAUCGAUGCGGGGAUAACGGCUUUAAUGUGGAUCACGGCCGCUACAACGGUGUAUUCAGGACUAGGGUAUUUGGGUGGUGCAGGGACGGGAAAGGUGCUGGCGAGUAACGUUAGGGAGAAGAUGAGGAGUUCGCUCGCGAAGAACAAGCCUAAGCUGUAG